Molecule: messenger RNA, 409 nt
Organism: Pelodiscus sinensis (Chinese soft-shelled turtle)
Lineage: Eukaryota; Metazoa; Chordata; Testudines; Trionychidae
Source: RefSeq, a predicted model, not a curated record
GCGAUGGGCCACGGCCGCUCCCCGGCACCUUCUCCCCCUGCAGAUGGGGGACGCGGAGCCCGAGCUGGCAGGGGAGGACACCUGGAUCGGGGUGGUCCCGGUGCGGGAGGAGCAGGCGGAGAUCUCGAGGGGCGGCAAGGAGGAGUCCUUCACCGCCGCGGUGGUCAACAAGCAUGCUGGGCUCAACCUCCUGGCUCCUGCGUCCCCGUCUCCCCGCAGAUGAAGCGAGCCCUCGUCCUCGGAGCCUCGGCCCUGCUGAUUCUCGCGCUCAACCAGAACGCCGUCCGAGAGCUGGACGUGUCCCAGGCCCUCGCCAAGCUGGUGGUGGUGAUCCAGCCCUCGGACAACGUCACCCGGCUUCUCGGGGCUCUGCUACGGUGAGACCCCCUCUCCCCUCCCGCCCCGGCUG